Messenger RNA from Thamnophis elegans (Western terrestrial garter snake), 3992 nucleotides. RefSeq names its product interactor of little elongation complex ELL subunit 2 (gene ICE2). The transcript has 15 exons. The record is from RefSeq and is a predicted model, not a curated record. Lineage: Eukaryota; Metazoa; Chordata; Lepidosauria; Squamata; Natricidae. The coding region runs from base 37 to 2964 and encodes 975 amino acids. Gene Ontology annotation, biological process: snRNA transcription by RNA polymerase II; snRNA transcription by RNA polymerase III; positive regulation of transcription by RNA polymerase III. Gene Ontology annotation, cellular component: transcription elongation factor complex.
CCCACGCAAGGCAAGGGGCGACGCGCCGCGCUCAAGAUGGCGGCGGCGGCGCCCGCUUGGAUGUCGCUGAGCUGGGACAUCCCGCCUCAAAACGGUCACGAUGUGUAUUUCUCGCGGGACCUUUAUGAGAAAUACUCUCUGGCUCCAACUCUCUCCGAACUAACGUCCUUAUCAAAGAGGCACUCGGAGAGCAAAGCUGCUCCGUCCCACUCGGGCCCCCAAAAGAAGAAGCAGCAGCAGCAGCCGCCUGGCCAAGAGACUGGAGUGAAAGCAGAGCCUUCUGUGGCCCCUCCCCAAGAGCCCCGGGUCCCCUACCCUUUCGUCUCCAGCCUCUCCGAGAAAGAGCAAAGGAGAUACUUGUUUCUUUUGUCUGAAUAUGUAAAUGCCGACCCAAAGCUCUUACCCUGGUCUCAGCAAAGGGAUUACACUCAGUAUCUGCAAAUGAAAGAAUUUGUGAGCAAAGAAGUUGCGGAAUUCUUGAAAUUCGCCCGCAAUGCUGCCAGAAGCUGCGCCAAGGAUUACAGUGACAUCUCUGAAGGCGCCUUGCUGUACACCAAGGAUUUCCUGAGUGCUUGUAUGGGCUGCGUGAAGAAUUACCCUGAAUGGUAUUCUCUCCACCAAGUUACCAGCCUCAUGGGCGGACGAUUCAGUAGAGAGCUGACGCUGAAGUUUGAAAAAGGUCUCCUUGCCUUGGGAACGGUGCACCUUGUUAAGCGAUUCUUCCCCAGGCUGCCAACAUCAAUUAAUUUACCUGCGGAUAAAGCUAAGCAUGAGCGACUCUGUGGGACUCCCGAGGACCGGGCUGCCCAGCUGCACAAUGACAUUAGCACCGAUCUAAAUGCUGAGCAACUGGCUGCCAAAUACUGUCCCCAGGUGAUUCUGACGGGUGAAUCUUUAUAUACUCUGUUGAACAAUCACGGUCUGGAUUAUAAGCAGCAGUGGGAACUUCCUGUGUCGGUGAAAACAGUUUCUGUUACUGGCCUGAAACCAGUCAAAGUGGCCUACAUCGACCCUCCUCUGCCGAAGAAGGAGAUGACGGUGAGGGAGAAAAACCAGCUUUUUCACGAAUUCCUGGCAGAUUUCCACACGACAAAGCAGUCCAGUAUUGUCGCCCGGGCUGUGAUACUAGACAAGCCGCCAGAAGUGCUGCCGGGAACGGAGCUUAAAACCUGCCAAGGCAGACCCUUGCAGGAAUCCGUCUCUGCAGAUCUGGACUUCGAUACGGACGUCACCCAGCUGGAGAGCUUUGCCUCGGCCGCAAAGCCUCUGAGCGCUUCUCCAGCUGGGGUCUCUCCUGCAAAGCUGCCCGGGUGGCCUGAGGUCUUCUCGGAGUGCGUGAAAACGGAAAAGGGGCGAGAAGGGGGGAGCAGUCGAGCAAAAGACCAGGAAACAGGCUUCAGCAGCGGGAGGACGUCGCCCCCGGGAAAGGACCCCCCGGAUUUGGAUAGUGAGGGAAACUCACCGGGUGAAGCUUUCGAGCCGAUGGAGGCGGACCCAGAGGGCGGAAGCCUCACGUUGGCCAAAGAAAGAAAUCUGGACGGCAGCACCUCCAUCGCUUCUGCCGAUAAAAGUUGUACUAUCAGGGAAGGGGCAGCCGAAGACGUCCGAUCCCCUGCCCUGUCCUGUAGCAGCGACACGGAUGGGGAACAUCUGGUCAUUGACACAGAACGUGAGCCUGGCCAGGCGUCUGAACCGGGCGCGCUCCCUUCCCACCCCAGCCCUGGGGCCUCUGCCCCUCCUUCCCCCAGCCCUGCACAGGCCCCCUUGGAAGAAGCAGCCGAGUCUUCGGAGACCCAUCCAAAGGCUUCUCCCUGCAGGCUUCACCCACGGUUAUCCCAGGAAACCGAUCCCCUGGGCCAGAUUUUGAAAAUGCAGACGAAGCUACUGAAGCCCCCUUCCCCAAACUCUCAGGGGCCCCUGCCGGUAACCAGUGAAGCGAGUUUGAAUCCUACCCACGGCCAGGCAGAUGCUCCUUCUCGUCCUUCGGCCUCUCCAGCUGUGGAGCCAGGGCAAAAUACUGCAGCAAACACAGGCACCUCCUCCAAGUUCACCUGGGCAACCUGUUACCAGGGGCCUCAGAAAGGGAUGCUGUGGGACGCAGUGGAAGAGGCGGCCGACUACCAGCCUCCCCAACACGGAAACCUGGUCUAUAAGUUGUACAGCUUGGAUGACAUGUUGUUGUUGGUACGGACCACCAUCCAGAAAGUUGAGCUGAGACCCCAUCAGAAAAAGGCGAAGUUCAGGAGGCACUUCCCUGUUUACGUGCUGCCGAAGUUAGAAUACCAGCCCUUCUACGGCGUAGAAACGUUGACCGAAGACGAAAUCUGCCGGCUCUGGAUGGAAAGUUUGCUACACUCCAAUACUUCCUUCACUCUGGGUCACAUCGAUGCCCUGACUUCCCAACUCUUCCUGCUGGAGCGACUGACGGGAAAGACCUUAAGAAGACGAUUUGGCACAUUUAAUCCAACCAAUUCGUUGCAUAUUCUCCAAAACAUCUUGAAGAAAGUGGCUGGUUUGCAGGAGGGCUCCUUCCUCUUGACUCACCUGGCGGGAGACUCCUCGGUGUCCAUCUACAAGAGCUCGGAUGGAAUUGCCACGCGGGCAAUGUACAACCUGCACGCCGCUCACGCCGACCUGCCCCCCGCCCCGGCUGCCCUCUCUGUCCCCUGGGUGCCCCUCGACCCCAACAUCCCCCUGCAGCAUCACUUUGCCCAAGGCCGUGUCCCCUGCACCUUCCCACCCGUGGCAGACGGGGGCGCCAGGACCACGAAGAUGAGCAGGAAAGCCAAAGCUUUCCCCGGCACGCCCAGCCACCGAGGCCCAAUCCCCACGGAAUCCCUGCAGGCCGAGCCCCCGAGGAAGAAGCGUGGGGCUGCGCAGACCAAGGGCUCCCGGACGGCCAAUCAAGGCCCAGACCGGAAAUUCUGGAAAAAAGCCCGUCCCAACCAAGGGCCCCCGGCUUAAUGGCGAGCAGGAGCAGCCGUCUUCCUCCGCAAAAGGGCUUCUGUGAAUGAAGAAGGUGGUGGACAAUCCCAUCAGGCCGGGCAGGGUCGCCCUAAAACCUUUCCCCGGAUUCGGCACUCGAGAGGCGCAUCGGAGGGUUUUCUCCUGCCUUGAGAACGCCCGGAGCGACACGGGAAGGAAGGCAGCCAACUCUGCACGAUCCCAACCGCUUGUAUUUCGCCGUUUGUUCCCCGUAACGUUACUGGGUGAAAAGCAAGCCCUGCGGGAGCUUUCUCUUAAAAUGGGCAGUUGCAUUGAAGGAGUUCUGCUCCUUUUUGGGCAGCUGGAGCGGAGAUCUUGGUUUGAAUCUCCCUGCCCUUUUCUGCAGGAAUGUUAGGAAAACAGUUGUGGCCGCAACCACGAACUGCUUUUAAGUUUAGAUUUUGUUUUUAGAGGUCCCUGAUGUUUUUUAAGGGUCUGCUAAGACUCAUCAUCCCUUGGUCCUCGGACACCUCACGCCAUCAUCCAAAGCGCAAAUGCGUUUAGAUAUUUUGAGAGUUUAAAACAGGAGUGCCCAACCUUAGAAACUUUCAGACCUUCGAUUUAUUUUUAUUUAUUUCCUUUUAAAGAGGGUCAAAGUGAGUGCCGGGCUGGGUUUGAGCUUUUCAAAAUACAGUUAAAAUCCCCCAGUUGUUGAUUUCUAAUUUCUUUCGUUGUUUUUUUUUUGGAUGUGUAUGAAACGCAAAUUUGAAUUUUGCUUGGGAUUUUUGCCCAGCUUGGCGCUGUUUUGUACGCCAAGCUAAUUAACCUUGGAGCCCGUGGUUGCAUGGCCGCAGUGGUGCAGUGCUCCUGCCCAAGGCGAGACCAGGGUGAAGUGGGCAGGGCAGCCUUGAUGUCAUGGCACAGAAAUGUUUACUGCCAAAGCGGCGCCAUGUUGUUGCAAAAUUUACACCCGCUGUCUGAGGCAUCAUCCCUCCCGUCCCACAUUCCAGGCGCUAAAGCAGUGUUUCUCAACCUUGGCAACUUUAAGUCCUGUGGACCUCAACUCC